AUGGAGGAACGAGUCUGGCUUGAGGGUCACCGCCUCCGGGAAGCCUUCUAUUCCCGCGCUCCCCCAGCUUUUCCACCGCAGCCCGAAUCCCACUGGUCCCGCUCAGGCCUCCUUCCUCGUCCCGACUACGAGUCCCGAGAGGGCAGGGCCGGCUCGGAUUCCUCUCUCUGCAUCCCCGCGGCGUCCAGCCCGGCGCUGGGCCCCAGCGCGUACCACUCCGGGGCUCCCGAGGCGGCCUCUCGGGCGAUCGAGGGCGCGCAGAGCUGGGAGAGCGACCCGGGGCCCCUGCUCUCCGCGCCGGAGGUCGGAAGACAGUGGGUCGCCGCCGCCCGAAGGCCGCACAGUUUCGUGGCGCUCUGGGCGCCCCUAUUCCUGCUGCGCUCCGCCCUGGCCGACUUCAGCCUGGACAACGAGGUGCACUCGAGCUUCAUCCACCGGCGCCUCCGCAGCCAGGAGCGGCGGGAGAUGCAGCGCGAGAUCCUCUCCAUCUUGGGCUUGCCCCAUCGCCCGCGCCCCCACCUCCAGGGCAAGCACAACUCGGCGCCCAUGUUCAUGCUGGACCUGUACAAUGCCAUGGCGGUGGAGGAGGGCGGCGGGCCCGACGGCCAGGGCUUCUCCUAUCCCUACAAGGCCGUCUUCAGUACCCAGGGCCCCCCUCUGGCCAGCCUGCAAGAUAGCCACUUUCUCACCGACGCCGACAUGGUCAUGAGCUUCGUCAACCUCGUGGAACACGACAAAGAGUUCUUCCACCCACGCUACCACCAUCGGGAGUUUCGGUUUGAUCUUUCCAAGAUCCCGGAAGGGGAAGCCGUGACUGCAGCGGAAUUCCGGAUCUACAAGGACUACAUCCGGGAACGCUUCGAUAAUGAGACGUUCCGGAUCAGCGUUUACCAGGUGCUCCAGGAGCACUUGGGCAGGGAGUCGGAUCUCUUCCUGCUUGACAGUCGCACCCUCUGGGCCUCAGAGGAGGGCUGGCUGGUGUUCGACAUCACGGCCACCAGCAACCACUGGGUGGUCAACCCACGGCACAACCUGGGCCUGCAGCUCUCGGUGGAGACUCUGGAUGGGCAGAGCAUCAACCCCAAGUUGGCGGGCCUGAUUGGGCGGCAUGGGCCCCAGAACAAGCAGCCCUUCAUGGUGGCCUUCUUCAAGGCCACAGAGGUCCACUUCCGCAGCAUCCGGUCCACGGCGGGCAAGCAGCGAAGCCAGAAUCGCUCCAAGACACCCAAGAACCAGGAAGCCCUGCGCAUGGCCAAUGUGGCAGAGAACAGCAGCAGCGACCAGAGGCAGGCCUGCAGGAAGCACGAGCUGUACGUCAGCUUCCGUGAUCUGGGCUGGCAGGACUGGAUCAUCGCGCCCGAGGGCUACGCUGCCUACUACUGUGAGGGGGAGUGUGCCUUCCCUCUGAACUCCUACAUGAAUGCCACCAACCACGCCAUCGUGCAGACGCUGGUCCACUUCAUCAACCCGGAAACGGUGCCCAAGCCCUGCUGUGCCCCCACCCAGCUCAAUGCAAUCUCUGUCCUCUACUUCGACGACAGCUCCAAUGUCAUCCUGAAGAAAUACAGAAACAUGGUGGUCCGGGCCUGUGGCUGCCACUAGCCCUUCCUGGAAUUCAGACCCUUUGGGGCCAGUUUUUCUGGAUCCUUGGUCUCUCACUGCCCAAAGUCUCCCGCUGCCCACCUUGACAAGAAGCCAGCAGACCAACCACCUUUUGUGGGACCUUCCCAGCCCUACCUCCCCAACUUGAAAGGUGUGAGAGUAUUAAGGAAUUUGAGCAGCAAAUGGCUUUUGACAAGGUUUUUGCCAGUGGCCUCCUAUGGACAAGAUCCUACAAGCUGCUGCAGGCAAAAUCUAGCAGGAA
Messenger RNA from Galeopterus variegatus (Sunda flying lemur), 1864 nucleotides. It is a transcript of the gene BMP7, whose product is annotated as bone morphogenetic protein 7. The transcript has 9 exons. Bases 1 to 1602 code for a protein of 533 amino acids. Lineage: Eukaryota; Metazoa; Chordata; Mammalia; Dermoptera; Cynocephalidae. Gene Ontology annotation, cellular component: extracellular region. Gene Ontology annotation, molecular function: cytokine activity; growth factor activity. The record is from RefSeq and is a predicted model, not a curated record. Gene Ontology annotation, biological process: SMAD protein signal transduction.